Letharia columbiana is the source of this 1935-nucleotide messenger RNA. RefSeq lists its product as uncharacterized. Gene Ontology annotation, molecular function: FMN binding; oxidoreductase activity. Bases 1 to 1935 code for a protein of 644 amino acids. The transcript is spliced from 6 exons. Lineage: Eukaryota; Fungi; Ascomycota; Lecanoromycetes; Lecanorales; Parmeliaceae. The record is from RefSeq and is a predicted model, not a curated record.
AUGGCGCCCAGAGUAAUCGUGGUUGGAGGUGGCUUGUCUGGCCUGAGCGCUGCCCAUACCAUCUACCUCGCUGGUGGCAACGUCUUGCUACUCGACAAGAACAACUUCUUUGGCGGAAACUCCACAAAAGCAACCUCGGGCAUCAAUGCUGCCUUGACAAGAACACAAGUCGACGAGAAGAUCCAAGACAGCGUCAAACAAUUUUACGAUGACACAGUAAAAUCGGCGAGAGACAAGGCACGCCCUGACUUGAUCAAAGUCCUCACAUACCAAUCCGCUUCGGCCGUAGAAUGGCUUCAGGAUGUGUUCAAUCUGGAUUUGACUCUCGUCUCACGGUUGGGUGGCCACUCCCAACCCCGAACACACAGAGGGCACGAUGCCAAAUUCCCAGGCAUGGCAAUAACCUACGCCUUAAUGCAGCGUCUAGAAGAAUUGGUUGAGAGUGACCCAGAGCGGAUUCAAAUCAUCAAGAAAGCCCGUGUUUCGAAGAUCAACAAAGAAGGAAACAAGAUCACUGGAGUCACAUAUGAGUUCGGUGGCGAGGAGAGCUCCAUCGAUGGUGUGGUUGUUCUGGCUACCGGAGGCUACGCUGCUGAUUUCAGCGACUCAUCUUUGUUGAAGAAACAUAGACCCGAUACAUUUGAUCUGGCCAGCACAAACGGCACGCACGCUACUGGUGAUGGCUUGAAGAUGUUGAUGGAGAUCGGUGGCAACGGAAUCGACCUUGACAAGGUCCAAGUGCAUCCAACAGGUCUGGUCGACCCCAAAGACCCAGGCUCGAAGUGGAAGUUUUUGGCUGCCGAAGCUCUCCGUGGUGAGGGUGGUCUAUUGCUCAACGGUGAAGGUCAACGAUUUUCAGAUGAGCUGGGUCACCGUGACUAUGUAUCCGGCGAAAUGUGGAAGCAGAAGGAAGCCAAGAAGUGGCCCAUCCGCCUUGUUCUCAACUCCAAAGCUUCCAACGUGCUCGACUUUCAUACUCGCCAUUAUUCUGGCCGUGGCCUGAUGAAGAAGAUGAGCGGCAAGGAAUUAGCCAAAGAAAUCGGAUGCUCAGAAACCAGUCUCCAGAAGACCUUCUCCAACUACAACGAGAUUGCCGAUGGCAAACAAAAAGACCCUUUCGGCAAGAAGUUCUUCCACAACCUUCCCUUCAACAUCGAGGAUACCUUCCACGUCGCCGUUAUGGAGCCAGUCCUACAUUUUACUAUGGGUGGUAUUGAAAUCAAUGACAAAGCAGAGGUUCUAAAUUCCGAGGGCAAACCGUUCGAGAGCCUCUACGCUUGCGGGGAACUCGCAGGUGGUGUGCACGGCGCCAACCGGCUUGGUGGCUCUUCCCUUCUCGGCUGUGUCGUUUACGGCCGUGUCGCCGGCAGCAGCGCCAGCCAGUACCUCUUCCAGAAAGUUAUCACAGGUGGCAUCUCCACCGCUUCUCAGCGUCUCGGACAGAUCUCCCUGCACAUUGACCCUUCGACUCCAGGGAAGAUCUCAGUGGAGUGGGCAGAUGGCUCUAAUGCAUCUUCAUCUUCUUCCGACGCAAGCUACUCGCCUGCUGCAGGAGGCAAGAAGCAAGAGCAGCAAUCGCAGGGCUCUGCUGGUCCGGUAAUGAAGGGUGACAAGGCAGACAGCAAGGAUCCGGGGAAAGUGAGCAAGCCGUCUGAUCCCGUUGAGUUCAAGGUGCCGGAGAAGGAGUAUAGCAUGGAGGAAGUGGCGAAGCACAAUAAGAAGGACGAUCUGUGGAUUGUGGUCAAGGGUAUUGUGCUUGAUGUGACAAACUGGUUGGAUGAACAUCCAGGAGGCCCACAGGCGCUAUUUAGCCAUAUGGGUAAGGAUGCUUCUGAAGAGUUCGAGAUGCUGCACGAUGAUGAGGUCAUCCCUAAGUAUGCCGCCAAUAUCGUUAUUGGACGUGUCCAGGGCCAGGAACCACGGCUGGAGAUAUAG